Parascedosporium putredinis is the source of this 1374-nucleotide messenger RNA. The record is from the annotation of a GenBank genome assembly. Lineage: Eukaryota; Fungi; Ascomycota; Sordariomycetes; Microascales; Microascaceae.
AUGAAGCUCGAGCAGACUAUUCUCGCCACGGCUCUCUUCGCCGUCGGCGCCCUGGCCAAGUGCGAGAAUGUGAUUGUUCCCGCUUACCAGGCUCCUACCCUCGCCAAUGGCUGGCAAGGUCAGCUCGUCGGUAACGGGUUCAAGAAGCCGCGCACGCUGCAUUUUGACAGCGAGGGAAACCUCAUCAUCCUCGAUGCGGGUGUCGGUGUCCGACGCGUCAAAUUCACCGACAACGGCGAUACAUGUCUUGAGAUCUCGGAGAACAAGCUGCUCGUGGACAACAAGGAUUUGAAUCACGGCCUUGCCUUCUCCGGUGACGGUAGCACCCUCUACGCCUCCACCGAGGCGGUUGUGUUGGCCUGGGACUACGACGCCAAGGCCGGUACCGUUUCGUCCUCGCCCCGCACCGUGAUCAAGGGCAUGUCCAGCAACGACCACCUCACCCGCACCCUGAUGAUGUCCAAGAAGUCGGACGGCUACCUGACGGUAUCCCGCGGCUCGGGCGAGAACUUUGACGUCGACGCCGAGGACCCUUCCACCGGCGUCUCCCAGAUCCGCGUCUUUGACCUCAACAAGCUCUCCGACGGGGCCUCGUACGACUUUACCUCGGGCCGGCUGCUGGGCUGGGGCCUGCGCAACUCGGUCGGCGUGGCCGAGGACCCCAACUCGGGCCUCAUCUAUUCGGUCGAGACCUCGGUCGACUCGGCGACCAGGAACGGCACCAACAUCGAGAAGAACAACCCCGGCGAGGAGCUCAACAUGCACAGCAGGGCGUCCGAUACGAGCACGGGCGGCAACUACGGGUACCCCUACUGCUACCCCAUCUGGGACACGGACGUGCCCGACAACGAGGGCCUCCGCACCGGCGACCUCUUCAGCGUCGACGAGAACCACAUCACCGAUGAGCAGUGCGAGGAGCAGACGGUCGAGCCCCGUCUUGUAUUCCCCGCCCAUACUUCGCCCUUGAACCUCGUCUUUAACAGCGACGGUACCACCCUCUACGUUUCCUUCCGCGGAAGCUUCAACCCCAAGAACCCCGUCGGCUACAUGGUCUCCUCCGUCGCCUUCUCCAACGGCCAGCCCAGCGCCUCCGUCUCCGCCAACGACGCCCUCACCGAGAUCUUCUCCAACCCCAACCACGACGCCUGCCCCGAGGGCUGCUUCCGCCCCGUCGGCCUCGCCUUCGACGCCCAGGGCCGCCUGUGGGUCUCGGCCGACAGCACCGGCGAGAUCUACGUCCUCAAGAAGCUCACCGACGCCACCGCCCCCGGCGCCUUCAUCUCAAGCCCGACGAGAGCGGUGCGAGCCACACUACGAGCUUUGGCCUCCAGGGCGCUUUGGUCGGUGUGGCUGCCUUUGCCGUGGCGGCGCUGA